CAGAAUAGUCCAGUCCAACUGAGCCUCCCCCUGGUGUUUAAGUGGUUCAACCUUCUUGUUCCCCUCUAUCUCCUAUGAAUGGUUCAGUCCUGUACCUUUCUAGCCUCUGUGGUACCACCAAAAAACUUCUACCCAAACCCUCAGUGCUACAACUCAGUUGCUGAUGGAAUUUAAACUAGUAUUUGCAAGCUGAAAGUACAGUAUAUGUGAGAUACCCCUGGAGGAAUUUCUUCUUGGGAGAAGGCUUUGCUCCUAUAAGUUGUUGAAUAUUUUGGCUUAUGAAAGUUGUUUGGAAAUUGAUGUGGGGAGAUAUAAUAGAUCAUUGCCAUAACUAUUUCCAUGGCAAUCUUACCAUCUCACUUUUCCUCCCAGAUCCCUUUGUGUCCCAUUCUCUCCCUGCUGCACCAUCCCAUUCAAUCCCCACACCUGAUCUUAUUCCUUGUCUGCUUCCUUCAUUCCUUCUGCCAAUUCUCUGCCUGAGGCCCUGCUGCAUUCCCCUUUCCUUUGUAAGAGAAAGAGAUCUCUAAGGCAAGAAGUUCCUUAAGUUCCUUAAGUAUGCAUUGGUCUUCCUUAUUACUCAUUGAAUUUCUUGAGUGGGACUGUUGUCUUCUGUGUAUCUCUCACUGUUUGGCAUGACGGUUUGUACCUCGGGUGCCUCUGUGGAUUUGUACUGAAUGAAUGUGUUAACUGAAUGAGUUUCAUUACCAAGAAACCUAUGGCCUCUGAUAAUCCGCUGCACAGCCUCCUAUCUGUACCUUGUCUAGAGGAUAUGAAAAAUUUGGGAUGGUAACAGAGGGUAGAGCUGAGGAAGGCUGGCCCAGGAUAUGGUCUGUGAGAGUAAAAUCCAGGGAGAGGAGGGGGACAGAGGCAAUAUAGAAGAGUGGUAAGGAUGUGGCUCUGGAAAGAAGCCCAGCACUUUUGGUCACUUGCAGAAUAAAUUUGGACAAGUUACCUAACCUCCCAGGGCCUUAGUUUCCUCAUCUGCAAAAUGGGGUAAUCAAAGCACCAGCUAUGUUCAGAUUUGGGGAAGUGAAAAAAAUGCAUGUGAAAUGCUUAACACAGUGCCUGGCAUGUAACAGGUAUUGACUAAGUGCUAGCAGUUGUCCUGAUCGGAGCUUGAGGGACCUGUGAGAAUAAGCAAGGAUGUUUAGGAAUGGUAAGGAACUUAAUUGAAGACAGCCUCCUCCCCCAAUUGACUCAAAGAGAAGGAUCACUGAUCCAGAAAGAGGCCAGGAUUCAAGGGAGUGAGGCAAGGAGUCAGACAGGUCAGCCUGUUCCAAUGUAUUCCCUGACUCUGUUCAGGAACAUGUAGGCAAACACAGAAAGACAUGUGCAGAGACACACGUGAUCACCCUAGUGAUGCAGAGGCAGACCCAGACAAAAGACCGAGACAGGAGCCAGGCAGACACACAGACAGAGACAGCCCCGCGGAGUCAUGUAGACAGGGAUAAUGACAGGAACGCGUCAGACACAGGCACUGAGGGAGACAAGAUGAGCAGAUAUGCAGGUGCACACAAGAGACAGACACCCGGACCCACACACAGCCGACCUUGUCAGACAGACUGGUGAACACAGCGCCCAGUCAGAGGCAGACACAAGGCUCGCAGUGACACUUAGCGGGCCAAGGCCAGCACUGUCACUUCUCCGUGGGGGGGCGGGGAGGGGCCGGCCGCCGGGGAAGGCUGGAGAAGGGAAUCCCGGGCGGGCGGCCUGCCCGGGUGACUGAGUCACAGCGGAGCCUCAGCGGGCGGCCCUUCUGCCCCCCACCCCCGCCUCUCCUUCCAGGCUGUUACUGAGGCGGAGACACGGGUCAUGAUUGGCUUUCUGGGGAGAGAGGAAGUCCUGUGAUUGGUCGAUUUCUGGAGCUCACCAACGCUGUGAGAGGACUCUCCCACCCGGGGCGGUAUCGGCUGUGAAGGGUCAGGGGCUGCCAUCUGGGGACAGUGGGCACUCUUGUCAGAGCGGCUGGAGCCGGACCAUCCUCCCAGAGAGCUGGGGCAGGGGGCCGUGCUCAAUCUCCAGGGCUCCUGGGGCCACUGCUGACCUGGCUGGAUGCAUCGGGCAGUGGACCCUCCAGGGGCCCGCGCUGCACGGGAAGCCUUUGCCCUUGGGGGCCUGAGCUGCUCUGGGGCCUGGAGCUCCUGUCCGCCCCACCCCCUGCCUCGUAGUGCUUGGCUGCCUGGAGGCAGAUGCUCAGCCAGUAUUGGGCAGCCCCCACUCCCUGCUCCCCCACCCCCUUCACAUGGCAGUAGCUCUGCGCACCCCAACAAACCAUAUUAUGCUCCAGGGACGCCCACCCCAAGACCCCUCCAUGGGAAGUUGGAAUCCCUGCAUGGCUGUGUACAGGCAUUGCUCCGGGAGCCAGCCCAGCCAGGGCUGUGGGAACAGCUUGGACAGCUGUAUGAGUCAGAGCAUGACAGUGAGGAGGCCAUACGCUGCUACCAUAGCGCCCUUCGGUAUGGGGGAAGCUUUGCUGAGCUGGGGCCCCGCAUUGGCCGACUGCAGCAGACCCAGCUCUGGAACUUUCAUGCCGGCUCCUGCCAACACCGAGCCAAGGUCCUGCCCCCGCUGGAGCAAGUGUGGAACCUGCUGCACCUUGAGCACAAGCGGAACUAUGGGACCAAGCGGGGAGGUCCUCCAGUGAAGCGAGCUGCUGAACCCCCAGUUGUACAGCCUGUACCUCCUGCAGCACUCUCAGGGCCCUCAGGGGAAGAGGGCCUUAGCCCUGGAGGCAAGCGCAGGAGAGGCUGCAGCUCUGAACAGACUGGCCUUCCCCCUGGGCUGCCACUGCCUCCACCACCAUUACCACCCCCACCCCCACCCCCUCUCUCUGGCCUGGUUACCAGCCCCCCGUUUCAGCUGAACAAGCCAGGGCUGUGGAGUACCCUGCAUGGAGAUGCCUGGGGCCCUGAGCGCAAGGGUUCAGGACCCCCAGAGCGCCAGGAGCAGCGGCACUUGCUGUCUCACUCAUAUCCCUACCCAGCUCCAGCCUACACCACGCAUCCUCCCAGCCACCGGCUGGUCCCUACUGCACCCCCAGGCCCCGGCCCCCGCCCCCCAGGAGCAGAGAGCCAUGGCUGCCUGCCUGCCACCCGUCCCCCCGGAAGUGACCUUAGAGAGAGCAGAGUUCAGAGGUCGCGGAUGGACUCCAGCGUUUCACCAGCAGCAACUAUCGCCUGCGUGCCUUACGCCCCUUCCCGGCCCCCUGGCCUCCCUGGCAUUACCACCAGCAGCAGCAGCAGUAGCAGCAGCAGCGGCACCAGUCUCCGGGGUGUGGAGCUGAGUCCAGGCCUUCCUGGCGCUGACCAUUACCAAACUCACUCGCUGGAGGUCUCCUCUCACCAGGGCCGCCUGGGGCCCUCGGCACACAGCAGUCGGAAACCGUUUUCGGCGGCUCCCACUGCCACUCCCCACCUACCCCUGCCACCUGGGCCCACCUCACCCCCUCCACCCCCCUGUCCUCGCCUCUUUCGUCCCCCACCACCUCCUUCCUGGGUGAAGGGCCCAGCCUGCCGGUCAGCCCGAGAAGAUGGAGAGAUCUUGGAGGAGCUCUUCUUUGGGGCUGAAGGACCCUCUCGCCCUCCGCCCCCUGCCCUCCCCCCACGUGAGGGCUUCUUGGGGCCGCCAGCCCCCCGCUUUUCUGUGGGCACUCAGGAUUCACACCCCCCUCCCACUCCCCCAGCCACCAGCAGCAGCAGCAGCAGCAACAGCAACCACAACCACAACCACAGCCACAGCAGCAGCCCUAAUGGGCCUGUGCCCUUCUCACCACCUCCUUAUCUGUCCAGAAGUAUAGAGCCCCUUCCCCGGCCACCCAGCCCAACACUGAGCCCCCAGGACCCCCCUCUUGCACCCCUGACCCUUGCCCUGCCUCCAGCUCCUCCCUCCUCUUGCCACCAAAAUACCUCAGGAAGCUUCAGGCACUCGGAGAGCCCACGGCCCAGGGUCUCCUUCCCAAAGACCCCCGAGGUGGAGCCGGGGCCACUCCCAGGCCCCCUGAGUAAAGCCCCUCAGCCUGUGCCGCCUGGGGUUGGGGAACUGCCUGCCCGAGGCCCACGACUCUUUGAUUUUCCCUCAACCCCUCUGGAGGACCAGUUUGAAGAGCCAGCUGAAUUCAAGAUCCUACCUGAUGGGCUGGCUAACAUCAUGAAGAUGCUGGAUGAAUCCAUUCGAAAGGAGGAAGAACAGCAACAAGAGGCAGGAGUGGUUCCCCCACCUCCACUGAAGGAGCCCUUUGCGUCUCUACAGCCUCCAUUCCCCAGUGACACAGCCCCAACUACCACUGCUGCCACCACUACUGCUGAUGCCACCACCACCAUCACUACCGCCACAACCACCGCUGCCGCCACCAUUGCCACUGCCAAUGCCACCACCCAGGAAGAGGAGAAGAAGCCACCACCAGCCCUACCACCACCACCACCGCCUCUAGCCAAGUUCCCUCCACCCUCCCAGCCACAGACAGCACCACCCCUACCACCCCCACCAGCCAGCCCGGCCAGCCUGCUCAAAUCCUUGGCCUGCGUGCUGGAGGGACAGAAGUACUGUUACCGGGGGAAUGGAGCAGCCGUUUCCACCCGGCCUGGACCUUUGCCCACCAGUCAGUAUUCCCCUGGCCCCCCAUCAGGUGCUACUGCCCCACCGCCCACCUCAGUGGCCCCUAGCACCCAGGGCUCUCCACAGCCCUCUGCUUCCUCGUCAUCUCAGUUUUCUACCUCAGGCGGGCCCUGGGCCCGGGAGCACAGGGCGGGUGAAGAGCCAGCCCCGGGUCCUGCGACCUCCACCCAGCCACCCCCACCCUUGCCUCUGCCACCUGCUCGCUCUGAGUCUGAGGUGCUAGAAGAGAUCAGUCGGGCUUGUGAAACCCUUGUAGAGCGGGUGGGCCGGAGUGCCAUCGACCCAGGAGACACAGUGGACACAGCAGACCCAUUGGACAGUGUGGCUGAGCGACUGGUGCCUCCUGCACAGGUCAAGGAGGAGAGUGGUGGUGUGGUGACAGCAGCAGCAGCAGGGCCAGGCAGUGGCAAGAGGCGCCAGAAGGAGCACCUGAAGGAGCACCGAAGGCACAGGCGGGCCUGUAAAGACAGUGUGGGUCGGCGGCCCCGAGAAGGGAGGGCAAAGGCCAAGGCACCCAAAGAGAAAAGCCGUCGGGUGCUAGGGAACCUGGACCUGCAAAGCGAGGAGAUCCAAGGUCGUGAGAAGGUCCGGCCUGAUCUUGGUGGGGCCUCUAAGGCCAAGCCACCCACAGCUCCUGCCCUUCAACCAGUUCCUGCCCCCUCUGCCCAGCCCACACCCCCAUCAGCCCCUGUCCCCGGGAAGAAGACUCGGGAGGAAGCUCCAGGGCCUCCAGGUGUCAGCCGUGCUGACAUGCUGAAGCUACGCUCACUUAGUGAGGGGCCCCCCAAGGAGCUGAAGAUCAGGCUCAUCAAGGUAGAGAGUGGUGACAAGGAAACCUUUAUCGCCUCUGAGGUGGAAGAACGUCGACUGCGAAUGGCAGACCUCACUAUCAGCCACUGUGCUGCUGAUGUCGUACGUGCCAGCAAGAAUGCCAAGGUGAAAGGGAAAUUUCGCGAGUCCUACCUUUCUCCUGCCCAGUCUGUAAAACCGAAGAUCAAUACUGAGGAGAAGCUUCCACGAGAAAAACUCAACCCCCCUACACCCAGCAUCUAUCUGGAGAGCAAACGAGAUGCAUUCUCACCGGUGCUGCUGCAGUUCUGUACAGACCCUCGAAAUCCUAUCACCGUGAUCCGAGGCCUGGCAGGAUCCCUGCGGCUUAACUUGGGCCUCUUCUCCACCAAGACGCUGGUGGAGGCAAGUGGUGAGCACACUGUAGAGGUACGAACCCAGGUGCAGCAGCCCUCAGAUGAGAACUGGGAUCUGACCGGCACGAGACAGAUCUGGCCUUGUGAGAGCUCCCGUUCCCACACCACCAUUGCCAAGUAUGCGCAGUACCAGGCCUCGUCCUUCCAGGAGUCACUGCAGGAGGAGAAGGAGAGUGAGGAUGAAGAGUCAGAGGAGCCAGACAGCACCACAGGAACCCCUCCUAGCAGCAAUGCACCUGACCCAAAGAACCAUCACAUCAUCAAAUUUGGCACUAACAUCGACCUGUCUGAUGCCAAGCGGUGGAAGCCCCAGCUUCAGGAGUUGCUGAAGCUGCCUGCUUUCAUGCGGGUAACAUCCACAGGCAACAUGCUCAGCCAUGUGGGCCACACCAUCCUGGGCAUGAACACCGUGCAGCUAUACAUGAAGGUCCCCGGCAGCCGAACGCCAGGCCACCAAGAGAACAACAAUUUCUGCUCUGUCAAUAUUAACAUUGGCCCAGGAGACUGUGAAUGGUUUGCAGUGCAUGAGCACUACUGGGAGACCAUCAGCGCCUUCUGUGAUCGGCAUGGUGUGGACUACUUAACAGGUUCCUGGUGGCCUAUCCUGGAUGACCUCUAUGCUUCCAAUAUCCCUGUAUACCGCUUCGUGCAGCGCCCAGGAGACCUUGUGUGGAUUAAUGCAGGGACUGUGCACUGGGUGCAGGCCACUGGCUGGUGCAACAACAUUGCCUGGAACGUGGGACCCCUCACUGCCUAUCAGUACCAGCUGGCCCUGGAACGAUAUGAGUGGAACGAGGUGAAGAACGUCAAAUCCAUUGUGCCCAUGAUUCAUGUGUCCUGGAAUGUAGCUCGAACAGUCAAAAUCAGCGACCCCGACUUAUUCAAGAUGAUCAAGUUCUGCCUCCUGCAGUCCAUGAAGCACUGCCAGGUGCAGAGGGAGAGCCUAGUUCGGGGAGGGAAGAAAAUAGCUUACCAGGGCCGAGUCAAGGACGAGCCCGCCUACUACUGCAAUGAGUGCGAUGUGGAGGUGUUCAAUAUCUUGUUCGUGACAAGUGAGAACGGCAGCCGCAACACAUACCUGGUGCACUGUGAGGGCUGCGCGCGGCGCCGCAGCGCAGGCUUGCAGGGCGUGGUGGUGCUGGAGCAGUACCGCACCGAGGAGCUGGCGCAGGCCUACGACGCCUUCACGCUGGCCCCCACCAGUACGUCGCGAUGAGGCCGGAUGCCCCGCCCCACAGGGCGAUGCAGGCCACCAGCACACGCCUGGGCUGGACCUAGGUCCCGCCUCUGGCCGGGAAGGGGGUCGGGCCCAGCCCUUCCACCCUAUUGGCAGCUCCCCUCACUUAAUUUAUUAAGAAAAAAAACUUUUUUUAAACAAGAGGAAAAAAGGAAAAAAAAUGGGAGACGGGGGAAGGAGGCUGGCAGCCCCUUGCCCACCAGUCCCUCCCCUCACCGACUUUGGCCUUUCUAGCAACAGACACAAGGACCAGGCUCCGGCGGCGGCGGGGGUCACAUACGGGUUCCCUCACGCCUGCCAGCCGCCGCCCGCCCGCCGGCUGGCGCAGAUACACGCGGCUCAUGUAUGUACAUAGACUAUGGCAGCCGAGGUUUUUAAUGAGAUUCUUUCUAUGGGCUUUAUCCCGCUCCAGAACCUCCUUUUUUACUUCCAGUGCUAGCUGUGACCCCUGUACAUGUCUGUUUAUUCACUUGGUUAUGAUUUGUAUUUUUGUUAUUUUUUGUUUUUAAUUUUUAAUUUAUAACAGUCCCACUCACCUCUAUUUAUUCAUUUUUGGGAAAACCCGACCUCCUGCACCCCCAAGCCAUCCUGCCCGCCCCUCCGGGACCGCCUGCCGGGCUCUUCCUGCGCUCCAGUAUGUCCGGCCCGGCCGGGCGUCUCCGCCUGCCCGCUCGCCCACAGCUCCAGUGGGCUCACAUGGUGCUCAAACCCGCUCCCCUCCCCUACAUCCUGCACUUUCUUGGACCAGUCUCCCCAUUCCCGACCUGUCCCAGACUCUGCCUGAGGGUGAGCGACUCCUGUACUGUAGGGGAAGAAGUGGGAACUGAAAUGGUAUUUUGUAAAAAAUAAAAUUAAAUAAAUAAAUAAAUAAAUAAAUUUAAAAGUUUUAAAGAAAGAACUAUGAGGAAAAGGAACCCGUCCUUCCCAGCCCCGGCCAAUUUAAAAAAUAAGGACCUUCUUCCCCAUCCCUUUUUCUUUUUAAGUAUGAAACAGCCCAGGGCCAGGGCCUCACUGGGGCAGGGACUCCCGGGGUGAAUUUCUCUGGGGCUUUAUUUCUUUUGGUUUUUUGGGGGGGUUCUCCCCGCUGGGGCUGCGGAGGGGUGGGGGGUUUACAGUCUUACCCCCUUCGCACUGCACUGUCUCUCUGCCCCAGGGGCAGAGAGGUCUUCCCAAUCCUACCCUUAUUUUUGGUGAUUUUUGUGUGAGAAUAUUAAUAUUAAAAAUAAAAGCAGAAAAACUUUU
Molecule: messenger RNA, 8298 nt
Organism: Heterocephalus glaber (naked mole-rat)
Lineage: Eukaryota; Metazoa; Chordata; Mammalia; Rodentia; Bathyergidae
Gene: Kdm6b
Product: lysine demethylase 6B
Biological process (GO): regulation of gene expression; heart development
Cellular component (GO): MLL3/4 complex
Molecular function (GO): histone H3K27me2/H3K27me3 demethylase activity; RNA polymerase II cis-regulatory region sequence-specific DNA binding; protein binding
Source: RefSeq, a predicted model, not a curated record